Messenger RNA from Nematostella vectensis (starlet sea anemone), 810 nucleotides. RefSeq names its product late histone H2B.L4-like. Gene Ontology annotation, biological process: nucleosome assembly. The record is from RefSeq and is a predicted model, not a curated record. The transcript has a single exon. Gene Ontology annotation, cellular component: nucleosome. Gene Ontology annotation, molecular function: DNA binding; protein heterodimerization activity; structural constituent of chromatin. Bases 272 to 640 code for a protein of 122 amino acids. Lineage: Eukaryota; Metazoa; Cnidaria; Anthozoa; Actiniaria; Edwardsiidae.
UAUUUAUUCUGCAUGCCGGAUCGAAACGUAAAAUUGCGUAAACAAUAGAUCUUUUGUUGUGUGUACAGCGCGUUUGCCGGUGCGCGGGGCGGUGACAAGCCGCAUCUGCAUAUUAGCGAAAAACAGCCAAUGGGAUGGCUUCCAUUCCGAUCCGGUCAGUAACAAUAGAGUUGUAAAUAAAAGCGUACUCGCAUCUCGAGUAUUUACAAUUUCUUUCUGAGAAUCAGAAAAUUAAGUUUCAUUUGAGCACUCGGGCCUGUUAACAAACAUCAUGCCUCCUAAAUCUGGUAAGAAACCCGAAGCAUCUAAAGGCAAGAAAAACGUCGUAGCUGGUGACAAAAAGAAGCGCAAAGGUCGUCGCAAGGAGAGCUACGCCAUCUACAUUUACAAAGUUCUGAAGCAAGUUCAUCCCGACACAGGAAUCUCCAGCAAAGCAAUGGGCAUCAUGAAUUCGUUCGUGAACGAUAUAUUCGAACGCAUCGCUGCAGAGUCGUCUCGACUAGCGCACUACAACAAGAAGUCCACAAUCAGCUCGCGAGAGAUUCAGACUGCAAUUCGCCUACUACUACCAGGGGAGCUUGCCAAACACGCCGUCAGCGAGGGGACCAAAGCCGUUACUAAGUACACCAGCAGCAAGUGAUUCAUUGCUCUAUAGCAAUAAAACGGCUCUUUUAGGAGCCACCACAUAGAGAAAAGUUCAAGUCACAUGCAAUCUGACUAUAACAAAACGAAUAUCCCCUGCCUCUCCCAUAACAAACAACACAAAAACAUAUACACUACAUAUCUAGAGUCAACAUGCACCUCUCCCUA